UUGGUUCAAGCCGUUUUGGUACAAGUUUCCAGUUCAAGCGGCAGUUCAUGAUUCGUGCCGUUCGGAUUCAAAGCCGCUUUGGAUGUUAGACAUCGGGCGAGGAUCUCGAUUCACUGUCACUGAUUUCGAUGUGGCCGUAAAGAAGUGUGGGCGGACAACGAAUUGGAGCGCAGCUUUGCAAUUGUUCCACGAGGUAUCCCAUCAACGUGCUGAACUCGACAAUCGUUGCUACAUUACCACUGCCAGUGCAUGUGGAAAGGGCAAGCAAUGGAAAUUGGCGUUGUGGCUUCUUGGCGGAAUCAUUGAAGCGACAAUGGAGGCCAACAUCAUCUAUCGCGUGCCAGAGGGGCCAUUGACUGCGCCAGCUGGGCCCGCGGUGGCGGCGGCUCCGCGGCCACCUGCCCUGAGAGACUACAACGUUGGGAUCAGCGCGUGCGAGAGCGCAAAGCAGUGGCAGCGGGCCUUGUCGCUGCUCAGAGAGAUUGCUGAGACGAGGUUAGAGCCCACUGUCAUCAGCUACAACGCUGGGAUCAGCGCGUGCGAGAAAGGCAUCCAGUGGCAGCGCGCCCUUUCGCUGCUCGCUGAGAUAGUUGAGACGAAGCUGCAGCCCACCGUCAUCAGCUACAGCGCAGGGAUCAGCGCCUGCAUGAAAGCCAAGAAAUGGCAGCAGGCCCUAUCCCUGCUCAGAGAGGUGGUUGACACGAAGCUGGAGACCCAUGCCAUCAUCUACACCGCGGGUAUCAGCGCGUGCGAAAAAGCCCAGCAAUGGCAGCGCGCCUUGUCGCUGCUCGCUGAGAUGACUGGGAGGAAGCUGCAGCCCAGCGUCAUCAGCUACAGCGCGGGGAUCAGCGCCUUCGAAAAAGCCAAACAAUGGCAGCAGGCCCUAUCCCUGCUCAGCGAGAUGAUUGAGACGAAGCUGGAAACCGAUACCAUCAUCUACAGCGCAAGUAUUAGCGCAUGCGAGAAAGCCAAGCAGUGGCAGCAGGCAUUAUCCCUGCUCCGCGAGGUUGUUGAGACUACGCUGGAGCCCGAUGCCAUCAUCUACAACGCGGCCAUCAGCGCCUGCGAGAAAGGCAUCCAAUGGCAGCGAGCCCUGUCGCUGUUCAGCGAGAUGCAGGCGGUGAAGGUGAAUCCUGACGUGUUCAGUCAUGGCGCGGUUAUCAGCGCGUGUGCGAAAUGCAGGCAGUGGCAGCGGGCCCUGUCGCUGCUCAGAGAGAUUGCUCGGACGAAGUUAGAGCCCACUGUCAUCAGCUACAACGCUGGAAUCAGCGCGUGCGAGAGCGGAAAGCAGUGGCAGCUCGCUAGUUUGCUGCUCGUUGAGAUGGUUCAGACGAAGCUGCAGCCAAAUGUCAUCAGCUACAGCGCGGGGAUCAGCGCCUGCGAGAAAGCCAAACAAUGGCAGCAGGCCCUAUCCCUGCUCAGCGAGAUGGUUGAGACGAAGCUGGAGACCGAUGCCAUUAUCUACAGCGCGGCUAUCAGCGCAUGCGGGACAGCCCAGCAGUGGCAGCAGGCCCUGUCCCUGCUCAGCAGGAUAAUUGAGACUAAGUUGGAGCCCGAUACCAUCAUCUACAGCACGGGGAUCAGCGCCUGCAUGAAAGCCAAGAAAUGGCAGCAGGCCCUAUCCCUGCUCAGCGAGAUGGUUGAGACAAAGCUGGAAACCGAUACCAUUAUCUACAGCGCGGCCAUCAGCGCAUGCGAGAAAAGCACCCAGUGGCAGUGGGCCCUGUCGCUGCUCAGCGAGAUGCGGGCGGUGAAGGUGGAGCCUAACGCGAUCACUACAAUUCUGGGAUCAGCGCGUGCGAGAAAGGCAAGCAGUGGCAGCGGACUCUGAUGCUCUUCCGCCAGCUCCUGCGGGAGAGGGUGGAGCCGAGCGUUGCCACCCGCAGCGCCACAGUCCGAGCCCUGGUCGAAGGCAUGUCGGGCGACUGGUCGCUGGAAAGCGAACGUGCUAACACGAACGUGUAGCAAAACACGAGUGAAACAGCAAGGGCUUCGCAGAACCAGGGCGGUUCUGUAAUUUGUUGGAGAUCUCUCGGCGUUGUCCCAAUUUGAUGGUACACGCUUCCGCCUGGCGCCUUCCUUUCCUCACAUUCCUCCCGUUUCCCUCCUCCUUUCCGC
This is a messenger RNA of Prorocentrum cordatum, 2118 nucleotides long. NCBI's taxonomy places the organism in Eukaryota, Dinophyceae, Prorocentrales, Prorocentraceae. The record is from the annotation of a GenBank genome assembly.